Molecule: messenger RNA, 1581 nt
Organism: Fusarium musae
Lineage: Eukaryota; Fungi; Ascomycota; Sordariomycetes; Hypocreales; Nectriaceae
Exons: 6
Coding region: 1-1581 (526 amino acids)
Biological process (GO): transmembrane transport; monoatomic anion transport; monoatomic ion homeostasis
Cellular component (GO): plasma membrane
Molecular function (GO): solute:inorganic anion antiporter activity
Source: RefSeq, a predicted model, not a curated record
AUGUCGAGCCAAAUCGAGGAAAGUGAAUUGCCAGGCAACGCUACACUCAGUAAAGAAAAGACAAACAUGUCGUACUCCUACAACAACAGACGCGGAUGGAGGCGAUGGAGGAUCUUCCAUCCCGGUAGGGGAAUGUACCACGAUAUCAAACGAAGACUUCCCUACUACCCAAGCGAUAUCACCGACGCCUUCACCUACAGAACCGUCGCCAGUACAGUCCGAAUGUACUUUGUCAAUCUUCUGCCCGCUAUAGCCUACACUCUCGACAUGUAUCGCCGAACAGGCCAAUUCUACGGCAUCAACGAAGCUCUGUUCUCUUCCGCCAUGGCAGCCAUUGUCUUCAGCCUAUUAAGUGCUCAGCCUCUCACCAUCGUCGGCGUCACUGGUCUUAUCUCGUUAUUCAACUUUACCAUCUACGACAUUAUCAGCAUGUACGAUGUUUCCAUCUACCCACAGUUCAUGGCUUGGACGGGUAUCUGGGCUGCAAUAUUUCACUGGCUAGCUGCCAUCUUCAACACGUGCGAUUACAUGCGCUACGUGACGGACUUUUCUAGCGAGUCGUUUGGCAUGUAUGUUGGCAUUAUAUAUAUCAUCAAGGGCGUCGAAGAGCUUGUCAAUGAGUUUGACAAAGGCGGUCAGGGACCAGGGUACUUAGCCUGUCUGAUUGCCAUUCUCUACUUUGGCACUGUCUACGGUCUUGAGAAAAUAGGCUCGAGCACGAUCUGGAAGCCAAGUGUUCGCACAUUACUCGCAGACUAUGCUUAUGUGAACGUCAGUAGCAUCACGGCACAGGCUCGACAGUAUCCCCUCAAGAAGCCCGGUGGAUUCCACUGGGACUUUUUCCUUCUGGGUUGUACAACUUUUCUGUCUGGUAUUCUUGGCCUACCAAUGCCCAAUGGCCUUGUUCCGCAGGCACCUGUUCAUACCGACUCUUUGACUGUCUACGAAACUGAUCUUGAGAUCAUUCCCACGUCUGGAGGGGAGGAUCGGGAAAUACGCCGUCCCAUUGUGCGAGCCACGGCGGUAGUUGAACAGCGUGUGUCACACUUCUUGAUGGGCUUAGGGUUGGUAGGAACCAUGACAGGACCUCUCCUCGUUGUCCUGCAUCUCAUGCCAGCCGCAGUAUUUGCUGGUGUCUUUUUUGUUGUUGGAUGGGGUUCCAUCGAAUCGAAUGGCAUACUCCAGAAGUUUAUCUAUCUCCAAUCAGAGCAACGCUUUAUUCAACGCGACGAACCCAUCAUUCUAGUACGCCGACGAAAGGUAUCUCUUUAUAUCGCAUUGCAAUUCAUCGGUGUGGCAGCCUGCGUCGCCAUAUCGCAUACGAUUGCAGCGAUAGGAUUUCCGGUUCUCAUUAUUCUCAUGAUUCCUCUUCGUAUUCUUGUCGUUCCACGAUGGUUCACACUAAAAGAGCUCCAGAUUCUGGAUGACUUCACGGCGACUAACAAGACCGUGUUGGCCAGUCUAGGUGGAAAGCCAAUCCUGCCAGAGGACUCGAAGGUUGAGGAUUGGGGCCUAGAGAGGCGAGAGAGUGAGGCUCGACACGGAGUGCCUCGCCAACGUGCUGGAAGUCUCCACCGAUAA